Molecule: messenger RNA, 982 nt
Organism: Paramacrobiotus metropolitanus
Lineage: Eukaryota; Metazoa; Tardigrada; Eutardigrada; Parachela; Macrobiotidae
Product: globin-like
Exons: 6
Coding region: 45-716 (223 amino acids)
Molecular function (GO): heme binding; oxygen binding
Source: RefSeq, a predicted model, not a curated record
GUCAAGCAGUCACCGGGGCGAUAAGCAGCGACGAUUAGCAGACGAUGGUGGUGAGAGAUUACACGCGGUUAGUUGCUACUGUCUUGAUUGCGGUCGUCUACACUUGUUGGCGUGCUGGUGUGGUGUUGGCGCAGAGUGGUGUUAAUAAGAAUAAUAUUAUAACCAUUAUGGAGGCUGUGACGAAUUUGGAGCGCAGCACGGAUCCGGCGUUGGAUGUCAAGAGCAACAUCACCGAACUGACCAAACGCGAGACGCUGGCCGUGCAGCAAACCUGGGAGGAAGUGCUGAAGCUCGGCACGCCCACCGUCGGGGUGGCGCUCUUUGACCUGUUUUUCUCGCGCAAUCCAAACUACGUCCAGUUCUUCAAAGCACUGCGUGACGUGCCAGCUGGCCAACUGAAGACACAUCCACGAUUGAAAGCCCACGGAACGACGGUGGUGCAGACACUUUCUGGAAUUAUACAAACUCUGGACGAUCCCGAGACAACCGUGCUGAUUCUGCAGAAGACCGGCCGCGAUCAUGUGCGCCGUAAGAUCCACGCGGAACAGUUUCAAGAGCUGCACCGAACCGUGUUUGUUUUAUUGGAGCAAGUAUUGGGUCCAUUGUGGACGCCGUUGGUGCGCGAGAGCUGGGAUAAAGCAUUGAGCGUGGUGAUGAAGGUGGUCCUGGAUUCCCUGGAAGAUGAAGAAGCCAAGCAGCGGAAUAAUGCGGUGUGAACCAACCCAGCGGUGCGGAAACCGUGCUUGUUAUUUAAUCAUUCCCGGUGAUUGCGCAGUACAAGCUAUUCAAUGCCCAUUUAAAGGUUAAUUUAAAGUUUUAAACAUGCCUAGUAGUUAUUCAUUACAUUUGGCCAUUAUUGCAUGCAAAAUGCUAAAGCGAAAGUGCAUUCUUUGCCUGGUACAACAGUAAAAGUACGUGCUUGUUUCUGAGGAUUUAGCGGGAGAAUCAUUGUGACGACAUUUUAAUAUUUAUUUGUCUGCGG